AUGGAUCAGCCUCAGUCUCAGGCGGAGAUAGCUAGAAGGCUCCUCACCGAGAUUCGCUCCCUCAUCUACAACGUCCCAGAGCACACAAAGGGCCACAUUGAGCUCAUCAAAGCUACACUUGGAUCCCCCAGCCAGACGCAGCUACUGGUCUCUGCUCUCAUAGGCGUCGUUCUACUUUUUCAGGUUUACAUCAGAUUUCGAAAUGUAACGGCGAACAGGAAGUCUCGAUUCCUUGCAUCCCCCGGGUUCCCACUGCCGGAAGCCUUGAGUGAUUUUGACUGGGCUACACAAGAACCGCCACAGUUGAGGCCAUUCAGACCAAAGUAUCAUCUUACCAUGGCUCUCGAAAACAUGGAACCCUCUGAACUCAUUCCUAUGGAUAAAACCUACAAAGAACGACUUCAGUACCGUCGCAAGAUUCUCAAGGAGCAUCGUGAAAUUGUCAUUGCAAUGCAUGACGAGUCUGACCCGCGCAUCACCGCCGCGGUCAGCGAAUUCUAUCGCUACAUUAUGUCGACAUAUCUGCCUGUCCGCUAUCCAACGAUGUUUCGUCUGCAUGAAACCACAUUUGAAACUGGCAAGGCAUACAUGCUUGAGAAUCUUGUCCUGAAUGAGCUAUACCCUUCCGAGGUCACUCAACUUACCUCCCCAAUGCGCGCCCUUGAGAUCCUCUACAAAACCGUAGAUGAAGACUUUCUUAUUUUAUUGCCCGAAGAGUCGGACAGCGAUUCAUCUCCUUCGUCAACUGAGGGCUCAGGAAAGACAGCAGCAGCAACUGUGCAAACCAAAUACAGACUUAUAGCUUAUGAAAACUGCUACCCAGCUGGAUUCAAUCCUCGCAAAAAGCUUGGAAAACUCCUCGCUGACAUCCAUGCACCCGUUCCGGGCUACCAGGAUAAGCUCGAAAAGAGCAUGGACCGAUAUUUCGCAAAUAUUGAGGUGGGCAAGUACGUGAAACGGGUCAAUUGGAGCAUAUCCACAGAUACGGAACUAUUUGCUGCUUUUGGCGGAUUACAUAGCUCUGAAAAUGAGAAUCAAAAAGAGGAGAAGAUUAAAGAGGGCCAAUUGGAUGUCGACUCGACCAAACUGCGAUGCGAACGCCAAACCCUUCAUCGGCUGCCAAAAUCGCGUGCUCUCGUUUUCGGGUUCCAUACCUAUACGUAUCCAAUUAAGCAAAUUAAGGAGGAAGGGCUAGGUGAAGAUCUGGCCACUGCCAUCGAUGGCCUGAAGACUGGAAGCAUUCCUGCAAUCCAUGAUUACAAACGAGGGGCAAUCUGGGGGGAUGCGGUCAAGGCGUACCUACGGAGUUGA
Molecule: messenger RNA, 1311 nt
Organism: Talaromyces atroroseus
Lineage: Eukaryota; Fungi; Ascomycota; Eurotiomycetes; Eurotiales; Trichocomaceae
Exons: 4
Coding region: 1-1311 (436 amino acids)
Source: RefSeq, a predicted model, not a curated record